AUGCGGACAAUUUAUUGGACAGAUGAUUUGUGGUUCGAAUUGGAUGACGAUGAUUUCGAAUGCCGUCUGAAUCCAAGUUCAUCAUCGUUAUAUGAAUCAACUCGGCUUUAUCAGUCCAUGGAUUCUGCUACUAGCAUUCGCCCACGUCGUCCACCAAUUGCGCUACCGCCACCUCCGCCACGUUCCGCACCGCCUCUGAGUGAUGGCAGCCAUGCAAUUGAUGCAUCUCUUGUACCCUCAGGAUCAACUCCCGUGCACGGUAAUGAUAUUGAGAAGGUCUCGGCUGCAACGACUACAUGCAAUAAUGCCUUAACAAGACAAGCCAAUACUAUGGAAGAUCCGUGUUUCCCAUCACAUAUCGAAUCAAAUCACAUCGCGCAUGCUGAUUUAUCAGAAUUGGAUGAUAAGAAUAAGGGAUCAAGCGCAGAAAUACGAUUACAGCAGUCCUUGUCGACACCGUGUCCGGACAGCAGAGGCGAUGUUGGUGGCAACGAUGAUCAGCCAUCGACAUCCCGGAAGGAAUCAGAAUAUAGACGCUUCAAAAGUGAAAGUUCAUCAGCUGGAGUUUGCUCAUUACCGGCACCUGAAAUGGACGUAACAAUCGAUGAUUUAUCACCAAUUGCCGAUCCACGUUCGUCAUCACCCAGUCGUCUCAGUUUAUUCCAAGACACAGUAACCAAUGGACCAUUAACGAAGCAUUCGCAUACAGAACAGGUGAUGAUGAUGCACACAUUGAAAACCAAAUUAUCAAAAUAUCAAAAUUUCAUCGAUAAAGCAUUCGAACAUAUUGCUCAAGGCAGCGAUGAACAAAUUAUUGAGGGUUGUACUAUAGUAGCAAAGGUUAUGACGAAAGCAUGGAUGUUUCCGAAAAUUUCGCAUGAUUUGUCAUAUGCGCUUUGCGAUUUUCUACGUGAUCAAAAUUACUUUGAUUCGCUUAUUAUGAAUUUUAUUAAGGCGCAGACUUGUGAACCUGUUCGAUUAGCAUGCGGACGUGUGUUGGAGGAAUGUCUUUCAUUGAAUAAUCGAGAAUAUGUCGUUAACAAAGGUUAUUUGAAAAAAUUGGUUGCAACAGCUGAGAAACUGAAUAAAAAUCCGGAACAACAACGAAUGUCAUUGUCGAUUAUGGAAAGCUUAUUCAAGCAUUCAACUGCUACUACUUAUAGGCUAAUUGAGUAUGGUGUUUUGGAUCACAUUCUGCUAACGUGUAAACGUGCAACUGACACACCGAUAACCUUACGGCACGCUGCUCUUGCACUUGCUAAUCUGUCAUUGUACAGCUGUUCAGAAGCAAAGAAAAAAAUUAUUCAGAAGAAGGUGCCAGACUGGCUCUUCUUGCUAGCUUCACAACCAGACGAUAUUACACGUUACUACGCAUGCUUAGCUAUUUGUAUGCUUGGAAGUACGAAAGAAAUGGAAGCAGCGGUAAAUAAGUCGGGUACUUUAGCAUUAGUAGAGCCAUUCCUACUUGCUCAUCAAGCGAUAACUUUUGCCGGUGAUCAUUACAAGCAUUCACAAGGACGACCAAAGGAAUGGCUUGAAAGGUUGUUGCCAAUGCUCAAGUCGAAGUGUCGCGAAGCACGCAGUAUUGCUGCGUUUCACUUUACAAUGGAAGCAACAAUAAAGAAAGAUCAGCAAAAACUUGAAGUUUUUCAAGAAAUAGGAGCAAUAGCGGCACUGAAAGAAAUUGCGUCAAGUCCUGACGAAGUGGCCGCAAAAUUCGCAAGUGAAGCUUUAACUGUGAUAGGCGAGGAAGUACCGUACAAGCUUACGCAACAGGUUCCGUGCUGGACAAUUGCCGAUGUGCAAUACUGGGUGAAAAAGAUUGGUUUUGAAUCCUAUGCAGAUGCCUUUGCGAAACAUAUGGUCGAUGGUGAUUUACUGUUGUUGCUAACUGAAAAAGAGCUUGAACAAGAUCUUCAAAUGUCGUCCGCCCUUCUUAGAAAGCGCUUCAUCCGUGAGCUAGAAAGUCUUAAAAUCGCAGCCGACUACGGAAGUGUAGAUGAAAGUCAGUUAGAUCAGUUCCUGAUGUCGUUAAGCCCCGAAUUGUCAGUUUAUACAUAUCAAAUGCUUGGUAUGGGUCUAAAUCGUAGUUUGUUGCCAUCGUUAACUGAUGAGAUGAUGAAGACUGUGUGCGGCAUGCAUAAUCCUAUUCACAGGCUCAAGCUAAGGCAAGCAUUGCAAGACAGCAAACAUAUCGAUGACAUUGAAGUUGCGAUAUUAAGUAAGCAAAUUGAUGUAUUCAUAAGUUAUCGACGCAGUACGGGUAAUCAGCUGGCCAGCCUUAUCAAAGUUUUACUUCAACUUAGAGGAUAUAAGGUAUUCAUUGAUGUUGACAAAUUGUAUGCUGGUAAAUUUGAUUCGUCAUUGUUAAAAAAUAUCCAGGCAGCAAAGCACUUCAUUCUUGUGUUAACCCCAAAUUCUUUAGAUAGGUUAUUCAAUGAUCAUAACUGUGAAGACUGGAUACAUAAAGAGCUACGAUGUGCUUUUGAUCAUCAUAAGAAUGUGAUACCGAUUUUUGAUCAGCAUUUUGAUUUUCCCGCCGAUACUGAUUUGCCAGCUGAUAUACGACACAUAACGCGAUACAAUGGUGUACGUUGGGUACAUGAUUAUCAAGAAGCUUGUAUGGAUAAAGUAGAGCGUUUUAUCAAAGGUGAAUUAAAUCGAACACCAAGUAUCGGUCAACAACAGGCAUCGGUGGCGUCAAGUGCAAGUAGCGGAACUCAGCAACAUAAGGUAUCUGCACGAUGGUCAAUUGCGAAAACAACCCAAAAAUGUUCAGUAACAAGGCAACAACAUAGCGAAAUGUCCAACAACAAUUGCAUGGUAAUCAUUUUGAAAUGUCUUACAUAUUCAUUGAUUAGGCUUAUGAGAUCUUUAUGGAGGUUUCGUCUCUUAGGCAUCCUAUGGACGGUCAUUCAGCAUGGAUUGUGUUUAUUCGAUACUGGGAUGGAAUACAUUCAAAGGAUACUCUUGAAGGAGAGUACCAAACGAUCAUUGGUUAUUUCAAAGAAAAAUUUACAUUUAAGAAUACUUUCGUCUGAACGUUAUCAACGACUGCUUUUUCAUUGCUAUCAGCCUGCUGUUAAUAGCAGUAGUGUUUCAUAUGAAUCGGAACAGCAAGGUAUUACGAAGUUUUCAGCGGAGAAGUAUCAAAGAUUAACUCCCCUGAAACACAUACUUUAUCGACCAGAUAGUUAUAUUGGUUCUGCUUUUUUAUCUGACGAGCAAUCAGUUUAUGUUUACGAUGCAAUAAGAAAGCAAAUACUAAAAAAGGAAGCACGAAUUGUUCCUGGCUUAUUGAAAAUCUUUGAUGAAAUUCUGGUUAAUGCAGCUGACAACAAGAGGAGAGAUCCACAAAUGACCGUUAUUGCUGUUAAUAUUGAUAGAGAAAGGAACACAAUAUCGGUUUGGAACAAUGGCCGUGGGAUACCAGUGGAGGUUCAUCCGACUGAAGGGAUCUAUGUUCCUACAAUGAUUUUUGGCACCCUAUUUACUUCAUCUAAUUAUGACGAUUCUGAACUGAAAAUAGUCGGUGGCAGGAAUGGAUUCGGUGCCAAGUUGUGCAAUAUAUUUAGCACGGAAUUUGCCGUAGAAACUUGUACGAAGCAGUCUGGGUUGCGCUUUUUUCAAUGUUGGCGGAAUAACAUGAACGAUGUGGAUGAUCCGAUCAUCAGUAAUGUUGGUACGAAUGCAUCAGACUAUACUUGUGUCACAUUUAAGCCUGACCUGGGCAAAUUCAAGUUAUCAACUCUAGACGAAAAUACAAUAGAAGUAAUGAUAAGAAGGACAGUGGAUAUCGCUGGUACGCUUGAUGGUGUUCAUGUAUUUUUGAACGGAACUAAGAUCGAGGUUUCAGGAUUCGAAGAUUACGUGAAGCUCUUUUCAACAAAUACUGAUGAAAAUGUUGAAAAUUCCACCGUUCCAUUCUAUUGUGAUGUUAAUAAUCGAUGGCAGAUUGCUGUGGCACGCAGUGAUACUGGAUAUCAGCACAUUAGUUUUGUUAACAAUAUCAGUACUUUAAAGGGGGGUCGACAUGUUGAUUAUAUUAUGAACCAGUUAGUAUCGCGAUUAAAACAAGAAAUAGAUCAGCGUUGCGGUUGCGAAAAAUUCAUAAAUACACACAAGAUUAAAAAUCGACUCCAUGUAUUCGUGAAUUCAUUGAUAGAAAAUCCUGCCUUUGAAUCGCAAUCAAAAGAAUACCUUACAACAUCAGUGAAGAAUUUUGGUUCAACUUGUGUUAUACCCGAGUCAUUUUACGAAAAUUUCCUUAAAGAUAGCAAUAUCAUCGAUUAUUUGCUCUGCGACAUCAGUCAACAACAUACGGUUUCAUUGAACCGUUCCAUGAGACGAUCAUUGUGGGAUUUAUCAAAACUUGAGGAUGCAGCUGAUGCAGGUACCAAAAACAGUUAUAACUGCACAUUAAUCGUAACAGAAGGUGAUUCAGCAAAAGCACUCGCGGUUGCGGGUCUCGCUGUAAUUGGACGAAAACAAUAUGGUGUAUUUCCAAUUCGAGGGAAACUUACAAAUGUUCGAGGGAUGGAUGCUAAAAUGGCCAUUGAAAAUGCUGAAAUCUCGGCUCUUACACGGGUUUUGGGAUUAAAAUUUGGUGAAGAUUAUAACAAUGACGAAAAAUUAAAAUCUUUGCGCUACGGACGAUUGCUUAUAAUGACUGAUCAGGACCCUGAUGGAUCGCAUAUCAAGGGACUGAUUAUAAAUUUUUUACAUAUGUAUUGGCCAUCGCUACUUAAAGCUAAUUAUAUCAAUUAUUUCAUUACUCCGUUAUUGAAGGCCAAGCGUGGGUCCGAUAUCAAAUCAUUUUAUAGUACAAAUGAUUAUGAAAAAUGGCGAACAGAAAAUCCUGAUUCGGUGAAAUAUUCGAUAAAAUAUUACAAAGGAUUAGGGACAUCAUCGGCUCAAGAAGCUCGAGAAUAUUUUAUGGAUAUUGAACGACAUACAGUAAAUUUCAUUUACGAUGGCAAGGCAUCAGAUGAAAGCAUUGAUCUUGCGUUUGCGAAAAAUAAAGCUGAUGAUCGAAAAGUAUGGAUUGCUGAAAGCAGUAAACUGCUGCUAUCAAGUACAGUUGAUUCAAGCCGCAAUCAGAAAACUUUUUCGGAAUUUGUCAAUGAAGAAUUAGUAGAAUAUUCACAACUGGAUCUGCGACGUUCUCUACCAAAUAUUAUGGAUGGACUAAAACCAAGUCAACGAAAAGUUUUGUUUACAAUGUUUGGACGUUAUGAACGUGGUGAAGUACGAGUAAGUCAACUAGCUGGUGCUGUUUCGCAAUACUGUGGAUACCAUCAUGGGGAGGAAUCUUUGGUAAAUACGAUCGUUCGUUUAGCUCAAGAUUUCGUUGGUUCCAAUAAUUUAAACCUUCUUUUACCCCUCGGUCAGUUUGGUACACGUCUAGCAGGUGGCGAAGAUGCAGCGAGUGCACGAUAUAUUUAUACUUCGUUAAGUCCACUUGCGCGAGCCAUAUUUCCACGUCCAGAUGAUAAAGUUUUGAAAUAUUUGGUAGAAGAAAACACACUCAUUGAACCAGAAUGGUAUUGUCCAAUAAUCCCGAUGAUUUUGAUAAAUGGUGCAGAAGGGAUUGGUACAGGAUGGGCUACAAAAAUAUUACCACGUUGUCCCAGGCAAAUUAUCAGUAACACUCAAAGACUUAUUGAUGGACAACCACUUCAAAAGAUGUUGCCACAUUUUCGAAAUUUUCAAGGCACAAUAGAUGAAACUGCACCUCGUCAUUACAAUAUAUCUGGAAAAGUUUCGUAUCGUCGUUUGAGAAACGGUCUUAGGGCAAUAAUAACAGAGCUUCCCAUUGGGAUUUGGAAUAACAGAUAUAAGGAGAAGGUGCUAGAUUCUGUCAUCAAAAAUGGAUUAAUAAGUAAUUAUGAAGAAUUACACACUGAAAGCAAUGUACAUUUUAUUCUUCAUGUGAUUGAUAAACCGUUGAUAAGCGACGCGAAGCAAAUUAAGACACUCAAUCGAUUGUUAAAAUUACAAUCAGUUACAAGUGAAAACUCAAUGAUUUUAUUCGAUGAAAAAAACGCACUGCGAAAAUAUAAUUCCACGGUAGAAAUAUUUCAAGAAUUUUUCGAAGUACGUCGGCAAAAAUACAUGGAGAGAAAGGAAUAUGAAUUGAAAGCUAUGGAUGUGAAACUUAAAUUUACUGAGAACCAGGUUCGCUUUGUAAACGCUAUUGUUAAUGGUGAAAUCACUAUUGAAAGAAGAAACCGUGCAGAAAUUAUAACUCAGCUGGUUGAGAAAGGAUUUGAUUCGAAUCCGCUGAAGAUGAAAAAUGCUGCGGGCGGAAGUCGCAGUUCGCCAGAUUUUGCAUAUUUGCUCGAUAUGCCACUCUGUCGCUUGACCAAUGAAGAAAUUUUGAUUUUGCAAGAAAAAAGGAGUGAACUGUUGGAGCGAUUCGAAACGUUGAAGAGAACAACAUGGAGAACUUUAUGGAAUAUGGAUCUGAAUGUAUUGUCUAUGGCACUGGAUAAAGAAGAAAGGUGA
Molecule: messenger RNA, 6507 nt
Organism: Acanthocheilonema viteae
Lineage: Eukaryota; Metazoa; Nematoda; Chromadorea; Rhabditida; Onchocercidae
Source: the annotation of a GenBank genome assembly